UGGGUAUCUCGGGAAUUUUAGAUCCCUGCCUUCAUUCCCAUGCAGCUGUCAUGCUGAAAUUUUUGUUGCCCCUUUUUUUUCUCCGCGUGUAAAUUACGGGUUUUUUUCACGGCGGGGGGAAAACACUUCACCCACGGGCGGAAUACACGGGGAGGGGUGUUGAAAAGUCGUCCUAGAAAGUAGUCCCGGCACCGAGCAAGCACUUUUGCUGUCACUGCAGAGGCAGUUACUCGCUGGCUGGGCCGCGCAACGAACCAGCAAAUAAAGAGCGGGCGAGAAGCGAGCGUGGCAGCGACGGCGGUCUCUAGGCCGGGCAUUACUGGCCCAGUUUUAUUGAUGCGACAGAAACCCCCCCCGGCUGGGAGACGCUGAGUGCGCAGGGGAGACGAAGCCUCGGCGCCGCCUCGGGCGGGAGAAUUCACAAUGACUAAUGAAGAGCCGCUUCCAAAAAAGGUUCGCUUCAGUGAAACAGACUUCAAGGUUCUGCCUAGGGAGGAAUUGAUCUUAAGGUGGAAACAAUAUGAAGCAUAUGUACAAGCUCUGGAGGGCAAAUACACAGACCUUAACUCCAAUGAUGUAACUGGACUGAGAGAAUCUGAAGAAAAGCUGAAGCAGCAGCAGCAAGAAUCUGCUCGAAGGGAAAAUAUCCUGGUGAUGCGUCUAGCAACUAAGGAACAAGAAAUGCAAGAGUGUACCAAUCAGAUCCAGUACCUCAAGCAAGUCCAGCAGCCGAGUGUUGCUCAACUGAGAUCAACAAUGGUGGAUCCAGCCAUCAACUUGUUUUUCCUAAAAAUGAAAGCUGAACUGGAACAGACUAAAGACAAACUGGAACAAGCCCAAAAUGAACUGAGUGCCUGGAAAUUUACACCUGAUAGCCAAACGGGCAAAAAGUUAAUGGCGAAGUGUCGAAUGCUUAUCCAGGAGAAUCAAGAGCUUGGAAGGCAGCUGUCCCAAGGACGUAUUGCACAACUUGAGGCAGAGUUGGCUUUACAGAAGAAAUAUAGUGAGGAGCUUAAAAGCAGUCAGGAUGAACUGAAUGAUUUCAUCAUCCAGCUCGAUGAGGAAGUAGAAGGUAUGCAGAGUACCAUUCUAGUCCUACAGCAGCAACUGAAGGAGACUCGCCAGCAGUUGGUUCAAUAUCAGCAGCAGCAGUCGCAAACUUCAGCCCCAGGUACCAGCAGGACUCCGAAUUCUGAAACCACAGAUCAGGGAGAGGCCAUGGGUAAAGACUGCAGUCGUCUGGCUAAUGGACCAAGCAAUGGCAACUCUUCCCAUCAGAGGACAUCUGGGCCUGGUUUUUAUAGAGAGGGCAGUGGAACAGAGGAUGAUUUUCCACCCUCACCAAGCAAUGGUAAUAAGCUUUCCAACCACUCUGAAGAUAGAACUGGCAGAGGAUCUGGUAGCUAUAUAAAUCAACUCAGUACUGGGUACGAAAGUGUAGACUCUCCCACUGGUAGUGAGAAUUCUCUAACUCACCAUUCAAAUGACACAGACUCCAAUCAUGAUCCUCAGGAGGAAAAAACAGUCAGUGUGAAAGGUAACAGAACUGCGGGGUCUCGUCAUGUUCAGAAUGGUUUGGACUCAAAUGUAAAUGUACAGGGUUCAGUUUUGUAACAUUUUUUCUGCAAUGUUUUUAUAGUGUCGUUAAAAUUGGGAGAAACUGUCCAGAACUGUUCAAAUUAGUGCAUAUAUGUCACAAUUCUGCCUUCGUGGUUUUUUGCUUCAAUACCUCUGCCACUUCUGAAAUUUUAACAAUUACGUUGAAUGUUGCUAAAAGGAAGUUUGUGUAGGCCCAAGGUAUUUUUUUGAGUUAAUGUGAAGUUGAAAAUGGAAUUUAUUUCCAGGUAUAACAAAAUGAUGUCUGUACAAAUUUGUGUAUAUCUAGAACUUGUGCUGUGUAAGGGCAUUCUUUACUCAUACUGUUAUAACACUCUAAAAGUUGUCAUAAUAGUUGUGGGUCAAUGACUGCCAUGUUUGCCCAGUACAGUAGUUUUAUAACUAAAAAGAACUUGGUGAAGGAGUCCUGUAGUAGUUUGUGUUCCAGUUUUGCCACAUGCAUCUGUGUGUUCUCUUUAGGUGACCGAAUGUUUAAGAAUUUUGUGUGCAUAGUUACUCGGUUUAAGAACUGUUGUAUCCUGUUAAUGCAUAUUGCUCUGUGACUCCAAUAUUAUCUUACCUGUACUGACCAAACCUAAAUAAAGAUUUUUAAUAAUGUAAUUUAG
Gekko japonicus is the source of this 2222-nucleotide messenger RNA. It is a transcript of the gene WTAP, whose product is annotated as Wilms tumor 1 associated protein. The transcript is spliced from 9 exons. Gene Ontology annotation, cellular component: nucleus. Gene Ontology annotation, biological process: regulation of alternative mRNA splicing, via spliceosome. The record is from RefSeq and is a predicted model, not a curated record. Lineage: Eukaryota; Metazoa; Chordata; Lepidosauria; Squamata; Gekkonidae. The coding region runs from base 424 to 1614 and encodes 396 amino acids.